This is a messenger RNA of Acyrthosiphon pisum (pea aphid), 719 nucleotides long. Its product is annotated as maltase A2. The record is from RefSeq and is a predicted model, not a curated record. Bases 360 to 704 code for a protein of 114 amino acids. Lineage: Eukaryota; Metazoa; Arthropoda; Insecta; Hemiptera; Aphididae. The transcript is spliced from 3 exons. Gene Ontology annotation, biological process: carbohydrate metabolic process.
CUACUUCAAACCAGUCUUGAACACUGCCUAAACAUAUAAACACGAAUAGUUAACUAUUUAAUUACAAGUAAUUAUGAAAUCACUAUGAAGUAAACUUUUACACCAGCCCUAAAGUAUAAAUCGCUGUGUUGUUAUAGCUAAUAAAAUAAUGCGUUGGACUCUUUUGUUAAUUAGUAACAUACAAUUAAUGUAUUGUAAAGUAAUACUACGACCAACUGUUGGAUUGGUGGCAAAAUGCUGUAAUUUACGAAAUAUUCCCGUUGUCAUUCAAAGAUUCAGAUGGCGAUGGAUCAGGCGAUUUUAAAGGUAUAACUCAAAAAUUGGAUUACCUUGUCGAUAUAGGAGUAACCGCUAUUUGGAUGACGCCAUUUUUCGAAUCACCUUUAGAAUCUGGUGGCUACGACAUAACCAAUUAUCUAGAAGUAAACGAUGUUUUUGGUACAAUUGAUGAUUUAAAAGAUCUUUUAAAUGCUGCACAUUCAAAAGAUUUAAAAGUUAUCAUGGACUUUGUUCCUAAUCAUAGCAGUGAUAAACACAUUUGGUUUAAAAAGUCUGUCAAUAAUGAUACUCAUUAUGCAGAUUACUAUAUUUGGAAAGAUGCAAAAAAUCAAAAGGAAGUGAUAAAAAAUAACAGUAUAACUCCCAUCGUGCCAAAUAACUGGGUAAUGUUUAAAAUGAAAUAUACAGAAUAUUCUCUCCCGUAGCUUACUUUUUUCUUG